AUGAGUAAACUCAACAAUAAAAUUGCACUCAUCACUGGUGCUUCCGAAGGUAUUGGUUUAGCCAUUGCACAACAAUUUAUUAUUGAAGGUAUAGAACAUAUUUUCAUUACUGGACGACGACAACAGACACUUGAUGAAGCCAUAAGAAAGAUUGGCAGUACAAAUGUAACAGCUAUACAAGCUGAUGUAUCAAAUUUAGCUCAUCUCGAUCAUCUGUAUGAUGUCAUUCAAAAACAAAAAGCUCAUCUAGAUAUUAUUGUGGCCAAUGCAGGCGUCAGUUUACUCUCAUCAUUGGAAGCAAUUACUGAACAACAAUUUGAUGAAACAUUUNGAAGGUUUUGGAAUAGAUCUAAUUACCGUGAUGUUUGA
Molecule: messenger RNA, 369 nt
Organism: Adineta ricciae
Lineage: Eukaryota; Metazoa; Rotifera; Eurotatoria; Adinetida; Adinetidae
Source: the annotation of a GenBank genome assembly